AUGGAGUUAGCUCACAGUUUACUACUUAAUGAAGAAGCAUGUAACCAGCUUGGUGAAUUUCAAAAAGCAGAAUUCAUUUUCGAAUGGUUACAGUUUUUGGAAAAACUUUUACCAGCGACUAGCAGAGCUGAUAUAAGGGAAAAUCAGAAGAAACUGGUUGAACAGUUGACUUCUUUAUUAACCAGUUCACCAGGACCUCCUACCAGGCGGCUGGUUGCCAAGAAUUUAGCUGUACUUUAUAGCACUGGAGACACUUUUUCUGUUUACCAAACAAUUGACAAAUGCAAUGAACUCAUUCGGAGUAAAGAUGAUUCACCAAGUUAUCUGCCUACGAAACUUGCUGCGGUGGUAUGCUUGGGCUAUUUGUACAAAAAAUUGGGAAGAAUUUUGGGAAACAGUUUUACUGACACCGUUGGGAAUGUGCUUAAAGCAAUGAAGAAUGCAGAGUCUCAAGGUCGUUAUGAAAUCAUGCUUAGUUUGCAAAAUAUAUUAAAUGGUUUAGGAGCUGCUGCUAUCCCCUGUCAUAGAGAUAUUUACAAAGCUGCCCGGUCAUGUCUGACUGAUCGAUCCAUGGCGGUCCGCUGUGCUGCUGCAAAGUGUCUUCUUGAACUUCAGAAUGAAGCAGUAUUUAUGUGGAGUACAGACCUGGACAGUGUUGUGACCUUGUGUUUUAAAUCCUUUGAAGGUUCCAAUUACGAUGUGCGAUUAGCAGUUUCAAAACUUUUAGGCACAGUGCUGGCUAGAGCUCUAACAUCUAAACAGACAUCAGCAUCCACCAGGCAUAACAUGCGCAGAAUCUCUUUGGAAGAAGUGAUGGAGCUCUUGGGAACUGGAUUUCUGCGUGGAAGUUCUGGAUUUCUCCGGGCCAGUGGCGAUAUGUUGAAAGGGACCAGUUCAGUCAGCAGAGAUGUUAGAGUUGGAGUCACUCAGGCGUAUGUGGUAUUUGUCUCUACAUUAGGAGCACAAUGGCUUGAAAGGAACUUCUCUGCCUUCCUUUCCCAUAUUCUAGAUCUGGUGUCUCCGUCUCACCCUAAGGCUAUUCAGAGUCAGAUGGAUGCUAUCGGUUGUCGCCGCUGUGUUUCGUUUAUCCUUCGAGCUACAGUAGGAGGCCUUCUCGGGGAAAAAGCUCAAAUUGCAGCUGCCAAGGAGAUUUGUCAGGCCAUCUGGAAACUGAAGAAAGUUGUGGAUGCUGCAAUGAGUGACAGUAAUUUGGAAACAAGAACUAGUACAACAGAUGUAACAGCAAGUCAGCAUGUGCUGGUGUGUGCGCUUCAGGAACUCGGAAGUCUCAUCCACAGCUUAGGAACUACAGCAGCACCGUUACUGCAAGACUCCAGCGCAGCUGUUCUGGAAGCAGUAAUUUCUGUCAUUGUUCAUCCCAGCAUUUCAGUGAGACUAACAGCAGCUUGGUGUUUACGCUGUAUUGCGGUAGCAUUGCCUUCCUAUGUGUCCCUGCUGCUGGAUCGGUGCAUUGAACGUCUUGGUGUGUUGAAAUCGUCCCCAGAAGCAGUAACUGGCUACAGUUUUGCUGUUGCUGCUUUGCUGGGUGCAGUAAAACACUGUCCUUUGGGAAUUCCACAUGGAAAAGGGAAGGUAAUCAUGACAGUAGCAGAGGAUUUGUUAUGUUCUGCUUCUCAAAACAGUCGCAUGUCGCUGCAGCGAACACAGGCUGGAUGGCUGUUGAUAGCUGCCCUCAUGACAUUAGGUCCUGCAGUUGUCCAGCACCAUCUGCCACGAAUGCUGUUACUGUGGAAGUGCAUAUUUCCCUUAUCUCCUAAAGACCUAGAAACAGAGAAGACACGGGGAGAUUCAUUUACCUGGCAAGUAACACUGGAAGGUCGUGCUGGUGCUCUCUGUGCUAUGAAAAGCUUUGUUUCCCACUGUGCUGGUCUUCUAAUGGAUGAAGUUGUUCAGAGACUUCUUCCUCCUCUCCCAAGUGCUGUUGAUUUAUUGACACAGCUUUCCUCAAUAUAUAAAUCCUAUGGAAAUUCUUUAAAAACACCGUCAACAGUUUACAGACAUAAACUUUAUGAAUUACUAGCAGUAUUGCCUCCAAAGACCUAUGAAGGAAGCUUCUGUGCUGUUCUGAAAGAGUUAGUGGCUGACUUGACUGUCCCCGAUAGCCAGAUUGAUGCCUCUACAUUCUUACUUCCACCCCUUUGUCAUGAGAAUGAUCUGCUUUUACUUGGUCCCUUACUGCAGGAAACUGACCACCGAUUUAUCGAAGAGCAGCUCCUUUUAGGUAACAGCAUAGCUGGUGGCAGCCUGGAGUACGACCCUUACUCAAUUUAUGAGAAAGUUGUAAACGGUGAUUCAGUACCUAAACCACUACCUCCUGUAUUGUCUGUUAUCAGUGCGGCAACUCGUCUCUUUGGAGUUAUGUUUUCACAUUUAGCAGAAUCUCAAAGGCUUCAGGUGUUAGAACAGUUGUUGAAUUCCAUAAAGCAAACAAAAGGAUCCCGGCAACAAAUAAUACAGCUAAACGUAGUGUCAGCCUUUUCUACUUCCUUAAAGCACUUGGCGAACUGCAAGGGAAGCUUAGGUCCAGAAGAAGUCAGAAGGUCUGCCCUGACGUUGGUAAUGGGUGCCUUGGAAAGCAAUAAUGCACUGCUAAGAUGUGCUGCUGCAGAAUGCUUGGCCAGAUUGGCACAGGUGGUUUCUGACAGUGCCUUCACCGCUGGGUUAGCACAAGUCAGUUUUGACAAGCUAAAAUCUGCUAGGGAUGUGGUGUCAAGAACAGGUCAUUCUUUGGCUCUGGGAUGUCUCUAUCGGUACCUAGGAGGAAUAGGUUCUACUCAGCACCUGAACGCAUGUGUUGGAAUCCUUUAUACUUUAUCUCAGGACAGUACUUCUCCUGAUGUACAGGCGUGGGCACUACACUCGUUGUCACUGAUAGUAGAUUUAGCUGGCCCCUUGUAUCAUGUGCAUGUGGAACCCACCUUAUCUCUUGUUCUCAUGUUGUUGCUGACUGUGCCUCCUGCUUACGCUGAAGUUCACCAAAGCCUUGGUCGCUGUUUAAAUGCACUUAUCACCACCCUGGGCCCCGAGUUGCAAGGCAGCAGUACGACAGUUUCAGCCUUAAGAACUUCCUGCCUGCUGGGCUGUGCAGUGAUGCAGGAUAAUCCCGACUGCCUUGUGCAGGCUCAGGCCAUCUCUUGCCUUCAGCAGCUUCACAUGUUUGCUCCCCGCCACGUCAACUUGUCCAACCUUGUGAGCUGCCUGUGUGUGAAUCUGUGUAGUUCCUACUUACUACUGAGACGUGCGGUGGUAGCGUGCUUACGUCAGCUUGUGCAAAGAGAAGCUGCUGAGGUAUCAGAAUACGCUGUUGCAUUAGUUAAAGAAAGCAAAGAAGAUUUUACUGCAGCCUUUGGUGGGGUUUCUGUGGUCAGUACUGCAGUUUUGUCAUGUACAGCAUGCAGCUCACAGGAUUUGUUCUUAGCAGAUGUUAACAUCAGAGAAAUAGGCCUGGAGGGAGCAUUGCUGAGCUUGCUGGACAAAGAACUGGAUCAAAGAUUGUGCCAAGAUAUCAAAGAGACUCUGACUCAUAUGCUUACUUCAAUGGCAGUGGCAAAGCUCUCUUUUUGGCUGAAGCUUUGUAAAGAUGUUCUUGCUGCCUCAGCUGAUUUCAAUACAGUAGCUUCAGUAGAUACCACCCAAGAAGAGGAAACUGCCAAAGUCGAUGAUGCAUCUAUAUUAACGUCUGACAUGGAUGAGAGGUUCCAUCCUUUCAGUAAUCCACGAUGGUCCACCAGAGUUUUUGCUGCAGAGUGUGUCUGUAAAAUUGUAAGUCAGUGUGAAAAUGCUGGCAGAGCCCAUUUUGACAUCACUUUGGCUCAGGAGAGAAAACAACGUGAUUCAAGAGAUGACUUUUUGGUAUUGCAUUUAGCUGACUUGAUCCGUAUGGCUUUUAUGGCCGCCACAGAUCACAGUGAUCAACUUCGUCUUUCUGGGCUUCAAACAUUGCUAAUAGUUGUUCGGAAGUUUGCAGAUGUUCCAGAACCAGAGUUUCCAGGUCACGUAAUUCUGGAGCAGUAUCAAGCCAAUGUUGGAGCAGCACUUAGGCCUGCCUUUGCUCCCGAAACUCCUCCUGAUGUCACAGCAAAAGCAUGUCAGGUAUGCAGUGCCUGGAUAGCAAGUGGUGUAGUAAGUGAUCUUAAUGACCUUCGAAGAGUUCACCAGUUGCUUGUAUCCUCCUUGGUCAAAGUGCAGGCUGGGAAAGAAGCACAAAGUCAACAAUAUAAUGAAAGCACCUCAACUAUGGAGAUACUGGCUGUGCUUAAGGCUUGGGCAGAGGUCUACAUAGUUGCAGUUGAAAAGCAGAAAAAUCCAAGUGAUGCGCAUAAUCACUGUUUAAAACUUGCAAACUCUGCGGAAGAAAGCUACGGAGAUGUAAUAUCUUCAGCCAGUGGACUUCUAGACUUAGUACAGGCAGAUAUUGGAACCCUAAGCAAGCUCUGGCUUGCUGCACUUCAGGAUUUUGCUCUCUUAACUUUGCCUUCAGAAUAUGCAUCACAACUACCUGCUGAGGGUGGUACAUUUUAUACAGCAGAGACAAUUGAAAAUGCCAGACCUCAUUACUACAACUCCUGGGCACUGAUACUAUAUGCUACAGCAUUAUGGCUUACCAGCACGGGUUUCAUUGUGGUUGAUCCAGAUGAAGGAGUUACUAAUCUCUCUAGACCUGUCACCCCAACUACAAUGUGUCAAGAUUCUUCUACUAGGCCCUUGGUGAAAUCUCCGGAGGAUGUGAAUACUGACCGAUUUCAUCUUAUCUUGGGAAUUAGUGUGGAAUUUCUCUGCUCUCCCCGAUCAGAUGCAGCAAUGGAGAACAUUAUCGCCUGCUUACGUGCGCUACAGGCACUUUUUGAUGUUCCAUGGCCGAGAUCUAAAAUAGGUGGUGAUCAGGAGUUGGGUGUGGAGCUGCUGAAUGUUUUGCAUCGACUGAUACUGACCAGAGAAUCACCUGAUAUUCAGCUUGCUGCCCUGGAAGUGGUUCGUCUGAUUCUUUUUGCAGCUCAGGAACAUGUGAAGGAGAAGCGGAGAAGUGCAGAAGUUGAUGAUGGUGCUGCAGAAAAGGAAACAUUACCAGAAUUUGGAGAAGGCAGAGACACAGGAGGACUGGUGCCUGGGAAGUCAUUAGUCUUUGCAACGCUGGAGUUGUGCGUUUGUAUUCUUGUCAGACAGCUUCCCCAGCUCAACCCGAAAUUAACUUAUAGCCCCGCAGUUCAAUCUCGAAAACAUCUGCUAUUGUCAGAAGAUGGAAGUAGACUGGUAGCAGCAGCAUUAGUUAUUCUCUCUGAUGUUCCUGCAAUCUGCUCUCCUGAAGGAAGUGUUUCAGUUCUUCCUACUAUCUUAUACUUAAUUAUUGGAGUACUUAAAGAAACUGCUGUGAAAUUGCGAGAUGGUCAGUUACCAUUGACAGUUGCUGCAUCUCUACAAGCUCUUAAAGGACUCUUGUCGUCUCCGAUGGCUCGAGCAGAGAAGAGUCGGACUGCUUGGACUGAUCUUCUACGUAGCGCUUUGGUCACAGUGCUUGACUGUUGGGAUGAAGGUGAGUACAAAUUUGGAGAACUUGAUGAAGUUAGCCUGCUUACUGCUAUUACAGUAUUUGUUGUAUCUACCAGUCCAGAAGUUACUACCCUAGAGUGCCUUCAAAAGCGUUGUAUUGAGAAGUUUCAAAUAACACUCGACUCAAAAGAUCCUCUUGUACAGUAUAAGUGCUACCAGCUGCUACACUCCAUCUUUCAGCAUCCAAACAAAACGGUGUCGUAUCCUUAUAUUCAUUCUUUAGCACCAUCCAUUGUGGGAAAACUGCAGGAAACAGAAAAAGCAAAACCUGAAAAUGCUGCUGAACUUCAGGUCAUUCAGGAGGGAAUAAAGGUGGUUACAGCUCUUACAGCCACCGCUGAGGAAGAGCACCGUGUUCAUUUGGUUGCCUGCCUUCUUCCCAUUCUUAUUUCCUUUCUUUUGGAUGAAAAUGCCCUGGUUUCUGCUACAAACUCAGCAAAAAAUCUGCAUGAGUUUGCUCUGCAAAAUCUGAUGCAGAUUGGUCCGCAGUACUCGUCUGUUUUUAAAAAGCUAAUGGCUUCCUCUCCAACUAUGAAAGCCAGGCUUGAGUCAGCUGUGAAAGGCAAUCAAGAAAGCAUCAAAGUGAAGACUGCUAAGCAUGCCAAGAACCCUGGGAAGAGUUCAAGCAUUCAGCUGAAGACCAAUUUUCUCUAAAGUCUCAUAUUGUCAUUUUAUGCACUUCCAUAUCAACAGCAAAAAAGGUCCCUUUUAAUUUCUAAAUAGAGUAGGAUCACUGUGAGUUGAUCUCAUAUAUUUCAGUUUGCACUCAAGUAUCACAGAAAGUUUUUCAGAGAGAACAAAUCUCUAGAUAACUUUCUGGUACUGUAAGAUUUCUUAAACAUCGCUAAACACUAUGAAUAAAUUGUAUCAGAGGUCAUCUAAUCUACUUUUUUUUAAUUUUUGGAUUAUAAUAUCACAUAUGCACAUACCUAU
Apaloderma vittatum (bar-tailed trogon) is the source of this 6501-nucleotide messenger RNA. It is a transcript of the gene HEATR5A, whose product is annotated as HEAT repeat containing 5A. The record is from RefSeq and is a predicted model, not a curated record. The transcript has 35 exons. Gene Ontology annotation, cellular component: endocytic vesicle; Golgi apparatus; membrane. Gene Ontology annotation, biological process: endocytosis; intracellular protein localization; retrograde transport, endosome to Golgi. The coding region runs from base 1 to 6222 and encodes 2073 amino acids. NCBI's taxonomy places the organism in Eukaryota, Metazoa, Chordata, Aves, Trogoniformes, Trogonidae.